UUUUUCUUAUCGGUCUGCUGCUUUUGUUUGUGCGUGUUUCAGUCUCUUUUUGUGCGCUUUUCCGGCCAGUGCGUUUUACAAAACAUUUUCGUUGCAUUUAGUUGGAUUAUUUGCACAUUUUUGCAGCUGCUGUUUUGCUUACAAUACAAUUCAAUGGCAAUAUGCUAUCCUACGAUCUCAACGAACGUUUGCUGAGCGCCGUUCAUAGCGGCGACUUUGGCCAGGCCCUCAACUGCAUCAUCGAAGGUGCCCAGGCCACCUAUGUAUCCUCCACUUGUGGUCGCACUGCGGUCGGCACAGCUGCUCUGCUUGGUGAUGCCGAGCUCCUUGAACUCCUGGUGCAAUCCUGCGAAGAGCCGCAGCUGAAUCUCUUCCAGCCAUCUCACACAGAUACGUUGGAGAUGGAGAGCACACCAGAUGGCAUGGAAAAACUGGAAUGGGUCGAUGAAUUUGAGAGCGAGGAGAACGACUCGGAGAACUCAAAUGGCGGUGGCGAAGAUUCGCAACUAUAUCAUUACUAUGCCAAGACCUUUGAAAAUACCGGUGAAUUCUUGACGCAAUGCUGUCCCAAUUGCCGCCAACAGGAUCCACAUCUCUACGACUCCGAUUUGGCGACGCCACUUCAUUAUGCCGCCGCCUGGGGACACACCGAGUGUGUGGCUGUGCUGCUCAAGCAUCAGGCACCGAUCAAUGUGGUCAACAGCGAAGGCUACUCGCCACUUCACGUUGGCGCCGGCUUCGCGGAGGUUACGCGACUGCUGAUCAAGCAUGGCGCCCUGGUCAAUGCCAAGACACUAAGUGAUGGCAAAACGGCGCUCCAUUUGGCCAUCGAGAAUCGCUGCAGUGCCGCAGCACAGCUGCUGCUGCAAACGAACAUCAAUAUCAACGAGACCGAUGACGAAGGUGAAACGCCGCUAAUGAUGUCAAUUAUCUGUAAUCUUCAGGAGCUCGCAGUGGAGCUAAUCAAGCGAGGAGCACGCAUCAAUCUGCAGGAUAAGCGCGGCAGCACAGCUCUCUACUUCGCAGCCAUCGGACGCCAUUUACAGUUGGCGCAGCUGCUGCUGGAACGUGGCGCCCGACGAUUGCCUUCGCAUCAUCUGUUGCAUCAUUGUGUGGGGCCCACGCAGCGUGGAUCUGCAAUGAUCAAGCUGCUGCUGGAGCAUGGCGAUAGCCUGAGCCUGCGUGACGACGACAACUGCACACCCAUCAUGCUGGCCAUACAUCGCCAGCUGCCCAAGUUGCUGGCUUAUAUGUUGGAAGAGGCUGAUAAGCAACGUAGUCUAGGACUUUACACGGAGGCGCAGGACGAAGGACUGCUGCUGUUUGCCGUUCAGCAGAUCGAUGACAUCACACAGUUCAGCAGCAUUUUGCGGGUACUGCUCGCCAAACUGCCCAGCGCUAGACGCGAUCUCUACAGCUGCAAGGCGCCGGCCACGCUGGUCUGUGGCUUCGUCUACAGCGAAACACCGUUGGCGCGCGCCAUCAGCUUGCAUAAGCUGGACAUGGCGCAAUUGUUGCUACGCGAGGGCUGCCAUCUCUCACAAAUCUGCGCAGAGCAAGUGAUCAACGAGCUGAGCUCGCUGGGCACGCCACAGGCAUCUGUGUUGGCUCAACUACUGGCAAAUGCCGGUCUGAAGUUUCCUCAGUCAGUCACAAAUUAUCGACAACUCAGCUCGGAGCCGCGUUCGCUCCAAUCGCUGUCGCGUCAAGUGAUACGCCAGCAACUGUUGCUGCCGUUGCAACAGCAACAAUCGUCACUCCAUCAGCUCUGUCCGCCCACAGAGCAGAGUUCCACGCUCGCCCGCAUCGUAGAGGAGAAACUGUGCAUGCCCGCAACGUUGAAGCGAUAUGUGAGCGAAUACUCGGAGGUGCCGACAAUACGAAGCAGGCAAUUGCCGUUGAAUCCGCUGUUGCGUUCAAUAGAGUCCUGGGAUUAAGCACAGUGCAGGGU
This is a messenger RNA of Drosophila albomicans, 1951 nucleotides long. Its product is annotated as poly [ADP-ribose] polymerase tankyrase-2. Gene Ontology annotation, molecular function: protein binding. The record is from RefSeq and is a predicted model, not a curated record. Lineage: Eukaryota; Metazoa; Arthropoda; Insecta; Diptera; Drosophilidae.